CGGCGCGCACGUCAUUCUGCAUACCCAAUGUGGGUGUACACAAGUUACUACGGACCUGUUGCACUCCAACUCUUAUCACAAACAUUUAACUCUCCUCUGCGGUGCAGCCUUUAUUGAAGUUGAAAUAGCAUACGAUAUUUAAUCUAGGAACAUUUAUCCAGGUGUCCAGAUUCAGAGCUGCAGAGCUGCAGUAAAAGCCUAGAGGAGCCCUUCAGUGUGAGUGAAGAGGGUAUCCACAGCUCAGAGGGUCAGAGGUCACAUAAAGCCUGCAGAACCAAAAAAACAACCCCCAAACUGUUCACUCCCAGCAAGCCCAGCUUCCAGAACUCAGACUUUGGAGGCAGUAGCAUGAGCAGCAGUGUGGAUGACCUGCCCACCUUCUCCCCCAGCCUUUUUGCCCCCAGUGCCUUCAACUAUGCUCGGCCACGCCAGUUCAUCCAGUCUCAGCCAGCCUUUCAGGCCCCCAGCUACAAUGUCGCCAAAGCUAUGCCUCAGCCCAACGGGAACAGCAGCAAGGCCUCUCCUUCCUCUUCCAAUCUGAGCUUCCCCAUUUCCACACCUGCAUCCUCACGGCUGACGGUGUUCCCUCGUGAUCCUCCUCCUCCUCCCUCCUCUGCUGCCCAGUCCAUGUCCCCCUCUUGCGCCCCCAUGCGCUCCACUAUCACCCUCACCCCCAGGGCCUACGCCGGUGUCCCAGCCCCACCUGAGCCCAAGCCCCAGUCCUCUCCAGCUGCCUGCCUCUGCUCUGUCCUGCCCUCUCAGUCCACCCCACAUUACAAUCCUGCUCCCAUGUCUAUUCCUCAGCCUCUAUCCCCAGCUCUCUCCCCAAACUCCCCCAACCCCCCCAGCCCUCUUCCCAAGCCCAGGUUUGAUGCCUCCCUGCACAUGGGACAGGGACUGUCUCUCCCUACACAGAGCCUGCCUAUGAGUCAGUCUCCCCACUCUCCACCCCCCCCACCAGUUUCCACGCCACAGCCCCCCUUUCUUCCUCCCCCAUGUGUGUCUCUGCCUCCUAGCUACAGAGGGACCCCAAACAUCCUUCCCAAGCACACCCUGAAGAAGGCUCCUGUUCCUAGGUCAGGGUCCCGCAACACGGAUGAGGAUAUCCAGGGCUCCAAGGACGACCUGAUCCAGGAUCUGGAGAAGAAGCUGCGUACCAAAGAGGCCCGUAGGCAAAACAGCCAGAAGCGGUCCUAUGAGGAGCGCAUGGCUCGGAGGUUGCUGGGUCCAGAUAACGCUGUCUCUGUCUUUGAGAAUUCCUCUGACUCACAACCCGACCAGCCAGAAUCACCAGAGGGACGUAACACCGGAGGGAUAUGGGGCAAACACCACUCUGGUACUGAUGUCAACGAGGGCUCAGCCAUCCAGGAGAAGUGCUAUGCCCCGCGCUUCAUCCAGGUCCCCCAGGACCUCACGGUAGAGGAGGGCAGGUUCUGUAGGAUCCACUUCAAGGUGGGGGGUCUGCCCACCCCAGACGUGGCCUGGUACCUGGAUGGUAAAGCAAUCCGUCCAGACGACAACCACAAGAUGCUGGUGUGUGAGAAGGGCGUGCACUCCUUCAUCAUUGAGAUCGUGACGGUGCAUCACGCCGGAGUCUACGAGUGUAUUGCCAGGAACCGCGCCGGGGAGAACCGCUUCUCCAUGAAACUGGAGGUUAUUGCCCAGGAGGUGCUUCGCCCCCCUACCUUCGUCCAGAAGAUGCUGAACUCUCGUGCCUUGGAGGGGGACACAGUGAGGUUAGAGUCUAAGGUGGCUGCCUCCCCUCCACCAAAGCUCUUCUGGAAGAAAGACAAAGACAUGCUACGCAUUGACCCCACCAGAAUGAGCCUGUACCAGGACGGCACAGGAAGUCAGUGCCUGCUCAUUGAGAGGCUAGUCAAAUCUGAUGCAGGCUGGUACACCCUGUCUGCCAUCAAUGAGGCCGGCAUGUCCACCUGCAAUGCCAGACUGGAUGUAGGAACUCGCACCAACAAGCCUGCCCCCCCUACAGGCAAGCAUUUUAAAGUCCCCCUACUCCGCCGUCUCCCCAGCCUGAUUCCGGACCCCCCCCAGCACACGGCCCCCCUGUACGAGAGUGAGGAGCUUUAGACGACACUAAACCAGCAGUAUAACCUGUUGUACCGCUCUGCUCCACUUUAUACUGGUCUAUCAUUCAGUCUCUGUCCACUGAGGCGGUCAUGUUGUCUGUGCCUGGGGGAGGAAAUUAAUCAAAGUUUUGAGGAAGCAGAUACUCACAUUUUACCCACAGUGCCUCAGUAUCAAUCAGGACCUCACCAGUCCCAGCAUUUGUCAAAUGCACUUUAGUUUGAGCCCUUCUGUUUGUUUGUUUUUCAAGUGUGGGCUGGUCAGAUGGUUUCCUCAACAUCAUCCUCUGGUAUGGUGAAACUUACCUGGCCCGAGCACAGACCUUUGUCAAAUGCUGUCUCUGUGGUUUGCUGUUGUAGUUGGUAGAGAAUGAAUCAUGUAUUGUCUCCAG
This is a messenger RNA of Salvelinus fontinalis (brook trout), 2476 nucleotides long. RefSeq names its product myotilin-like. The record is from RefSeq and is a predicted model, not a curated record. Gene Ontology annotation, molecular function: cell-cell adhesion mediator activity. The transcript is spliced from 10 exons. Lineage: Eukaryota; Metazoa; Chordata; Actinopteri; Salmoniformes; Salmonidae. Gene Ontology annotation, cellular component: axon; plasma membrane. Gene Ontology annotation, biological process: dendrite self-avoidance; homophilic cell-cell adhesion; axon guidance. The coding region runs from base 349 to 2088 and encodes 579 amino acids.